UUGGAGCGAAGAUGAACAUUGAACUUUCCCGAAUGUAACGUCGCGAAAGCUUAACCAAGGGAAAAUACCUAAUGGAGGAUAGCUACCGUCAAGCACACACAGAGGAAUAAUUCGUAUAUUUCUCGCGGUUCUUUCAAGCUUAAACAUCAUGGGAGGCAAGAGCAGCAAGAAAAGUCAAGAUAACGAGUACGCACAGUUGUCUUUUGAAGACGAUAACAGUAUCCAGGAGAAAAAGAGAAACCCUUUCUCACCACAAAAGAAUACUGAGCUAGAGUCCUGUGUUCGUAGAAAAAGCUUUACUGAUGUUUUUGAGCCUGGAAAGGAAGUUCAGGCAAAUUCCGUGAAGGUCUUGAGGACUACAUCGUGUGACAGAAUUUCUGGCACUCAGGAAAUCAGCCUUUCUUUUGACGUUGUUCCUGAACAAGUACAGUUGGCACUCGAGAAAUCACCCGUUCUUUUGCCAUCCCCCCCUAAAAGAGAUGUCUCCGAUGCUGCCACGAAGAUAUUAUAUAAUUAUGCUGGACAAAUCGUCAGCAACGACGAUGUUAUCGUAACCCUUCCCGUCAAAACAGAAGAGAGCGUAGAUGUUUCAAAUUUUGACUCAGUCCGCUCGAUAGAUGCUUACAAAAUUGAUGGAGGCUCUGUUAAAGGCGACAGUCCAAGUAUUGGACAUCAAAGUGUUACCAAAGCUGGAAAUAAUGGACACAGCGAUACAAGAAAUUCUGUUGACAUCGGGGGUGUUAGCAUGACAUGUACUGACAAUAUCGACAGGAGUGGGCAAGUCGUGAGUUCCACAGGGGGCAAUAAGAACGUUGGCAGUACGGAAGCAUGCAAGAAUGGUGAAAAUUGCAAGAGCGGCAUUGAAUUGAAUGAGACAAAUUCGCCUGCUAUGGAUGAAAGUGCAACUGUGAACUUGAAACUCGCUGGUAGCCAUCAUGCCUUCGCAUCUGAUACUUGUGAUAGAAAGAACAUUGGAAAUGUUGAUUUCAGAGAAGUACAAAAGUGCGCUGACAGUUGUCUUGAUAACACUGGAAAUAUUACUGCUGUUAAGAAUAAUACUCAUGCCAGCCUCGAAACUAAUGACGAUAGAAAUGAUGGUGAUGCUGUUCCAUUUGCAUUGGUAGAAAGUGUUAGCAUCGGCUCGUUUGCACAUACUCGCGGCCUCGAGAAAGACGAGAGCGGCACUGAAAAUGUUCGUAAUGCCAUUUGUGUCAGUGCUGACAAUGAAAUUACCCCAGUUAUUGACAGGAAUACCAUUGGAGAUAAUGAUUUUGAGGGUGACUUUAUCAUCACUGGCUUAAGUGCUCGUGCCAUUGGACAGGUCUCUGGUAAGGAUGCUAACAGCAGUCCAAAAAGCAGCAGUAAUAGCAAUAGCCACCGUGGGGGAGAAUUUCACUCAAGUGCUGAGACUGGAAUAGAAAGCAUUGUACCUACUGAUGGAAAAUUACGCUCUGGCAAAUAUAGUUCUAACACUUUUGAAUAUGAUGGUUCCGGUGGCCGUGAAAUUGUUCAUGAAGGAACUAUUUGUGCCAAAUUUAAUGACGUCCAGAGCAGCAGAGCACUAAACGUUGAGGUUGAUCACGAAAAUAUGCGAAACGUUCACCCAGCUCUAGAGAAGUGUGAUUGUUAUGGGAGUGGUGAUGUCUGCUAUUCUUUAGAAGAAGGAGUUAAGGAUGAAUAUGGAAUUGACGAUUCGUAUGCAGACUUCUGCUUUGAAGAUUAUGCAAAACAUACGUCAAGGACUGAUGAAAUACCGGAGGACACAGACGAUGACGAUACGUAUGCUGACUUCUGUUAUAAAGACUAUUCAAAACGUAACUCGAAGACUGAUGAAACACAGGAGGGAGGAGACGAUAACGACGGGUGUGCUGACCUCUACUUUGAAGACUACGCAAAACAGAACUCGAAGGCGGCUAAAAUUCAGGAGGAAAAAGAAGAAGACAUAGAAGAAGAGGAAGGAGAUGAAGACGAGGAGGAAUGGUCUUGGUUUGACAGCUGCACACGAAAACGAGACAACUUUGCCGAUGAAGAGCUUGGAGGAGAGGGAAGGGCGGAUGAAAAGGGGGAGAAGAAGGAUAAAGAAGAUCAGCAGGAUGAUAAUGAUGGUGAUGAUGGUGGCAAAGAUAAUGGAGAUGAAAUGGAGCACGAGCAGGAAAAGAUAAGAGGGAAAGACUAUGGCAUUGAUGAUCAUGAUUAUAUUAGCGUAAACUAUGUUGUGGAAGAUGAUAUGGAGGAUGAGGAAGAUAAUGAAGGAGAAGAGGCAGAGUACGAGGAGGAAGAAGGAGAGGAAGAAGAGGAAGAAGAGGAAGAGGAGGAAGAAGAAGAAGAAGAAGAAGAAGAGGAAGAACAAGAAGAGGAAGAAGAAGACGACGAGGAGGAAGAAGACGAGGAAGAGGACGAGGAAGAGAAAGAAACCGAAGAAGAAGAAGAAUAUGACGAUGACGAUAGCGAUGAUUAUGAAGAGGUGCAAAAAGAAUUGGAAAAGAAAGGAGAAGAGAAAAAGUAUGUGGAGGAAGAUGACUUCACAAAUUGGUGGUAUGAUGGGGAUGAGGUGUACGACGAUUUAUAUGACUAUGAAUCUGAAUUAGUUUGUGGCCAGGAUAUCAAAGGGUACGAAUCUAACACGUCGCAUUUAAGAAAUUCCAUCAUCUAUUCGAGCCAUCAUGUUGAGAGCAAUGUGCAUUCAUCAGUUUCAUUAACCAAGCCCUCUUGGCAAGUUUAUGAUGAACGAAGUGAGAAUCUGAAGAGAGAACUGUUCAUCGACGCAAGGGCCAGGCAUGAGGAAAGUUUUUCAGAAAGUCAAUUUAUCCCAGGAGACCCUGAUGACGCGUCAUUACCACAUCUGUUGUCAUCUGACUCUGAAGCGUAUCAUACAGACGCGUUUUUGGUCAAAGGAUUAAACACGAGAACAACAAAGGAUGCAUUGUUAAACUUUUUUGAGGUGAUAAGUGGUGGACAAGUCAAAGAAAUCACGUCAUUGAAUGAAGGGACCACUUUGGUUACCAUGGAAUUCCCAAUUAAAGACAUUGCAAAGAUGAAAGAGAAGUGUGGGGGACGAACGUUAGAUGGCAGCAAAAUCAUAAUAACGCCAGCCUCUCCUUGCACCAGUGUAAUAGUGAGUGGUUUAUCCCUCGAUACUUCUCAUGAUUUCGUGAAGUUGUAUUUCGAGAGUCCUCGCAGUGGAGGCGGUCCAGUGGAUACAGUUCAUUUUACAGAAAAAAGAGGUCAAGCUGUUGUUGUUUUCAACAACGCAAAAGACAUGGAACGGGUGUUAGCGAGACAGACAGAACGACCACAUGUUUUGGAUGGACAGGAUCUCAUAGUAACAGUAUUUCAUGGGCUAUUUCCAAAUCUUGACCAGGAAGAUAUAGUGGGACACGUGGAUUCUUCGCCUCCUCGUGACAGAUCUGAACAAUAUAUAGCAACCAAACAACCAAUUCAGACAGCCAAGCAAACGUUAUGUUUAGCUGUUAACCCUGAUGUAAUGGAGUUUAUCCAUAACUCAUUACACUUUAACGAUUUACAAGAUUUACUUGAAAAGAGACGAUGUGAUCUAGAUUGGAAAGCUGGUGGCAAGCAUGCUCUUAUUCAGUGCAAUGGAGACCCUGAGGGCAAUUGUUGUCCUUCCCUAUGCGUUGACGAAGUGCAGGCGUUUCUCGAAAAGUUUGUACAGUGGCAUGUUCCAAUAGAAGAAGAAAUAUGGAACAGUCUAGACUCGGGUUCCUUGGCAAAUGUUUGCGAUUUUAUAGGGGAUGAUCCUCCACUUGUUAAAAUUUCUGAGGGAAACUCUGGUUUCUAUCUGAGGAUGGUUUCUCUCAGAUCAGAUAAAGAGUCCCAUGAAGAAAUAUUUCAAGAAGCACUAUCCCACAUCUACCAGCUAGAGAGAAAACAAAACUAUCGGACGGAAAAUAUACCAAAUGUCCCGAAAGAAAGAAUUCAGCUGCUGAAAAAAACUAACUUCGAAGACAAGCUCGAAGAAGAAUUCGAAGAUUUGAUAGUGAGGAUUGACGACGAAAGCGACGAAAUACUAUUUAAAGGGCCGACGGACGAGGUAACAGAUGCUAUAACAAGAUAUUGUAUGCUUAACGCUGAGGUAACUGACAAGAAAUUACAGUUUCCUCCUUAUAUCUUGCAAGUGCUUAACACUGAUACAGCAUUGCAGGCAAUCAAAGACGAAAUGGCAGAAAAUGAGGCAGACGCUGUGUUUGUCCUCGAGGAGGACGAGUCAACUUCGCGCGUCGUCGCCGCAAAGGUAACUGGAAUUUCAUCGGAACAAGCGGAGAAGGCGUACAAUCUUAUUAAGAGAUUUACAGCAGAAGCCGUUCUUAAAAUCGAAGAUCAAGAUCUUGUAUUAACAACUACGCCUGAAUGGAACCAGGCCUGCGACGAGAUCGAAAAAGAUGGUACAGUUGCAAUUCGUAGAGAUGAAACUGGCAGAACGUGGCUUGGGGGUCUCUCAAGAGAUGUUGAGUUUUCCAUCAAAAAGUUGCAGUUGUUCAUCAAAAAGAGAGCCGUGAAAAUAUCAAGAAAGAACUUCUUAUGCCCCUCAAAGCAAAUCAAGAGAUAUUUAAGAGAGCAUUGCAAAAGCGAUUUCAUUGCCAUACAAACGAAAUAUGACAUCACGAUCCUUGACGGACAAGCUGGUGAUAAGUUUAUCAUUUCGGGGCGAGAUGACGGUUUGAAUCCCGCAAGCCAUAUGCUGGAUCGCCUUAUUGAAGGAUUCGUGACUAAAAAACUUGAACUAAGGCAAGCAGGCCUUGGAAAGUUCUUUUCCGAUGGCAAGGCGGACAAUCUUGUGGAAAAGAUCGAAAAGGACCUGAAAUGUGUAAUUUGUAUCGAAAAAACGAUGGCCAAAAUUAGAACAGAGAGUCUUGCAAGCAAGACAGCACUUUUUGAAUCAGAUUCUACAGAGAGCGAAGAUGACGAAGUGACAGAAGACAACUCUGCUUUGAGCUUGGUUAAACAGAGCAGUGCUUCAUUCUAUGUUACGACCCAGGGACACAGCAUCUCAUGGAGGGCUGGGGAUAUUGUCAAAGAGCAGGCCGAUAUAGUGGUGGCCUCCCAAGGAGCAUGCGCGAGGUCGAUCAGGCGUGCUGCCGGUCCAAGAAUGCGAUUAGUGACACCAAAUCCUGGAGAGAUUGAAGUUUCACCGGGAUUUCAAUUGCCUUGUACUCACGUGAUUCACACGUACUGUGCUGAGUGGAAUGGAGGAAACGGAGAAACGGCAUUAGGAUCCAUUGUUCGAAAAUCACUACGAAAAUCCGAUGAGCUCAGUGCAAACUCCAUUGCUUUCCCUGUGAUUGGAACUGGAAAUUUACUAUUCCCCAAACGCAAAGCUUCCAGGAUUAUGUUGGACGAAGUGGUCAGUUUCUGUGACAACAACCCACAUUCUUCUGUAAAGGACGUUCGCUUCGUUAUCUUUGACCAGGAUCAAAAUCUCAUUACCGCCUUCCAACAGGAGAUGAGCAGUUUGCAAUUACGCUGUGGAAGUGUAGCUAAGUCAGGAAAUACUGUUGAGGCUCAAACAUGGUGGAAGAAGAUUGAGGUCGUUGAGGGUAAUCUUACAGAACAGAGAGUGGAUGCCAUUGUUAACAUCAUUGGAAAAGACAUGGACUUGUCCAGAGCUGGGGCACUUAGUAAAGCAGUAGCAAGAGCUGCUGGAGGGCGCGUGGUACGAGAGUGCAUGGAUCUUGGACCCCAACCAGGUGGAUCGGUUGUGAUGACUAGUGGCGGGAACUUGCCAGUAAGUAAUAUUAUCCACUUGGUACCACGGUCUUCAGAUAAACAGCAUCUCAAAGCCUGCCUUGAAAAGUGUCUCUACCUUGCUCAUUCGAAAGGUCUUCAUUCCAUAGCCAUUCCUGCCAUUGGAACAGGAGCAUAUCAAAUGACUGCUUCAGAUUCAGCACUUCUGACCUUUCAAGCUUUGGGAAACGUAGGUGUAGUUUGCUCAAGUUUUUCCCGAAUUAAAAUUGUGAUUUUUGUAAAAGAAAUGUUGAAGACCUUUGUUAAAGAGCACAAACGGGUUGUGACGUUUUAGUUCGACUAAAAACGCAAAGAUCGAGGAAGCAUUUAGAAAAAAGUCUCCAAAUGUGACUGUUGGACUUCGUGGAGAUCAGUUUCAACUGCAUUUUAGGGACAGCACAGGAAAAGGCAGCUUAUCAGGAGAGAAGAUAAAAAUCAGCCGCAAGGUUGUGGGGACAAGCGAUGCUGGAGGAAUAUCACUGCCAAAUCACUGGGAGGCUAUGCCAAAGGAGGCAAACGGGAAUGAGAUCACCGUUCAUACAGUAAAACUUCAAUCUCAGUCUUCCGAGUUUCAGGGUGUUGUGCAGAUGUUUACAAAGACUAUGAACUCAGUAACCGUUAAGAGAGUGGAGCGCAUUCAAAAUCCCCUGCUUUACCAGGCGUAUCAGCUGAGGAAACAGAAAAUGGACAAAGACAAUGGAGGCAACAAUGAGCUUCAACUGUUUCAUGGAACGGCCUAUAAUAACGUGAAGAAAAUCAAUUCUCAAGGGUUUAACAGGAACUUCUCAGGGCUGGCGCAUGGAACUCGCCUAGGUAAGGGUGUUUAUUUUGCCAGAGAUGCUUCUUUCUCCCUGCGGUUCACCCCCCCGAGAACUGAUCACAGUCGAUACAUGUACCUUGCGCGUGUCUUGGUUGGAAGGUAUUGUCAAGGAAAUCCACAGUUAGUUGUGCCUCCCUCAAGGGAUCCGUUACGGCCCGAAUUCUUUCACGACACAUGUGGAAUAGGUAAAGUUGGAGAUUUAGUGUCUAAAGAUACUAUUUUUCUAGGAAGUGAAAAAAUCUUCAAUGCAAAACUAACUGCAGGUCAAUAUUUCCUCUUACUGGGAGUGGUCAGCGCCACACCGAAUGAAUGAUGCUCCACCAUAAAGAGAAAAAAAAUGUUCAUGUUGAACCGUAUCCUUUCAUUGAUAUUCUUUUCAAGUGCCAAUAAAGGGCGAGAUGUUUGAUCUUUCUAGCAUCUCCUCCAAAAUACUGCAUAAAGAGUUCUGUUCCCGUGAAUAGAUUCCUCCGACCGCUCAAGCUAAAUUAAAAGAUUAGUAACCUCUGUUGACUGGAAAGAAGUCUAUUUAUUAGCCUUUAAUGUUACUUUGGACACAAAAUUUAGAGUAUUUGAGUAUAAAUUGCUGAACUGUAUUAUUUUACAAUUAAUAAUCUUUUUAAAUUCAAGAUUCCUGAUUCGCCAUUUUGUAACUUCUGAAAGAUUAAUAAAUAGUCCCCCGAGCAUUUUAUUGUUUUUCUGUAAGACAACUGACGUCUUCUGGAAAGAGAUAUUAUCAUGGCCGGCCAUCAAUAAAAAUGUGAUAGUUUUUCACUCUUUGAUGUUUUGCUUGGUAAAUUUGACAUUAAAGACUCUACUUUUGCUUGCAAAGUUCCAUAUCAGUUCUGCAGGUGUAAGAAUCUUCAGAAGUUUUUAAGGCUAAAUUGAAAGCCACUCUCAACGUAUAAUUUUUGCUUGCCAAAAGAAAUGGUGCACUGGCAAAAACAUUACGAGAAGUGAGAUCUUUUUUUCCCGUAUAAGUAACUCCCCUUUCCACCAUUCUACCAUUAGCAUGGUUAAAAUUAUAAUAUAUCAUGCCAGGAAAAUUCGUGAGCUGCACUUUUUGUAAUAAGCUGGUUUGAUUAAACGUUCUACUCCCCUGCUCUCCGUUGUACUACGCGUUGUAGUGUUAUUGCAAUGGUAGCAUUGUAAGCGAUGUUUAGUAUUGUAAAUAAUGUUACUUUAAGUACGUCAUGUAGUGUUGAUAGUGUAAGUAAAAUUAGUGCUGUAAGUAUUGCUACUAUUGCAAAUAGUAGUUUUUGAAAGUAAAGUUUAUUUUGUAAAAUAUUG
Messenger RNA from Pocillopora damicornis (cauliflower coral), 7849 nucleotides. RefSeq lists its product as uncharacterized. The record is from RefSeq and is a predicted model, not a curated record. Gene Ontology annotation, cellular component: nucleus; cytoplasm. Gene Ontology annotation, molecular function: NAD+ poly-ADP-ribosyltransferase activity; ubiquitin-like protein ligase binding; transcription corepressor activity. NCBI's taxonomy places the organism in Eukaryota, Metazoa, Cnidaria, Anthozoa, Scleractinia, Pocilloporidae. Gene Ontology annotation, biological process: negative regulation of gene expression; positive regulation of type II interferon-mediated signaling pathway; protein poly-ADP-ribosylation.